CCUCACACUAUGGCUUCUUUUGGAAACCAACUCUCUUUCUUCUUGUUGUUGGUACUAGUUAUCUCCCCCAAAAUUCAAGCCAGAGAAGGCAAAGUCUUUAGCCUCUUCACCCAUUUCAGGACCAUUUACAAUGCCAAAGAUCCUCAAGUUCCUAAUAACAAAGCCAAAGCUGAAUCUCCAGCACCAACACCAGAACCAAUAGCAGCACCAACACCAGCACCAGCACCUUCAACUUCACCAGCAACUGGGUCAACAAUACCAUCUGGGCCGGCACCAGAGCCUGAAUUUUUUGAUAGAGGAGAUGGUUAUGGCCUGUAUGGUAAGGGUUCUUCUUCUAACCAAUACUCUCCCACCAAGGAGACUCAAACCACCACAACUUUUGAAAAUGAGCUUCUCAAUGAAGACUUCAAUGAUGAGAGCUACAAAACUGGCUUCCCCAAGACCAACUUCCACAAUAACUACGACAGCGAAGAGUACAGAAACAACUACAACAAUGAAGAGUACAGGAACAGUUACAACAAUGGCUACAACAAAAAUUACGUAAAUAGCUACUCCAAUAACUUCAACAACCUCAACAAUGAAUAUGAGAUAAAUAAGGAAGGAAUGAGUGACACAAGGUUCUUAGAGAAUGGCAAGUACUAUUAUCAUGUGAAUACUGAAAAUGAGAAUUAUAACCUCAAUGGGUAUGAAUCAGGGAGAGGAAGCACUGAAAAUGAAGGGUACUUUGAGAAAAAUGAGUAUCCAAAUGAGUUUGAUACCAUGGAAGAGUACGAGAAGCAGCAAGCAAGCCAAGGGUACACUCCUUGAUUUUUUAUUUUAUUUUUUUUAAUUUUUGUUCCUUUGUGUUCGAAGAGUCAGAGUGACACAAAGACACAGUGCUUACACAUUUGAGAAAAAAAAAUUACGAAGUUAUGAGAGAUUUGUGAUGCUUUACUUUCAAGUUUCAUCCUUGAUCUUGCACGGUUUCAUAUUUUGCUGAUCAAAGCGAUGGAAAGUAUGCAGUGUUAUCAUUUGUCUAGUG
Molecule: messenger RNA, 1021 nt
Organism: Abrus precatorius (Indian licorice)
Lineage: Eukaryota; Viridiplantae; Streptophyta; Magnoliopsida; Fabales; Fabaceae
Product: protein E6
Exons: 3
Coding region: 10-807 (265 amino acids)
Source: RefSeq, a predicted model, not a curated record